This is a messenger RNA of Hypanus sabinus (Atlantic stingray), 9111 nucleotides long. Its product is annotated as dual oxidase 1-like. Gene Ontology annotation, cellular component: NADPH oxidase complex; plasma membrane. Gene Ontology annotation, biological process: defense response; superoxide anion generation; response to oxidative stress. NCBI's taxonomy places the organism in Eukaryota, Metazoa, Chordata, Chondrichthyes, Myliobatiformes, Dasyatidae. Bases 172 to 4773 code for a protein of 1533 amino acids. The transcript is spliced from 34 exons. The record is from RefSeq and is a predicted model, not a curated record. Gene Ontology annotation, molecular function: superoxide-generating NAD(P)H oxidase activity; heme binding; calcium ion binding.
CUUCUCUCUACGUAAGAGACCCUCCUCCCGCUGCUGAAGAGUCCCAUUUGUGUUGGCCCAUCCCGAGACAGCGGAGCUUGUUAACCGACUCCGCAGGAUCAUUUCUAAUUGGAACUGAACAAUUCAGAAACACCCCUGGCAAAUGUGAAAGAAUUAGAUCUGGAAAAGAACAUGGCACAGAAUUUCAUCUGCCAAGUGUUGAUCACGGUCUGGAUUUGCCUCCACUAUCUAAUGUUUGUCACUGCCCAAAAUAACAUCAACUGGGAAGUUCAGAGGUAUGAUGGCUGGUACAACAAUCUUGCCUAUCAUAAAAGAGGCUCGGCUGGUUCCCCUUUCAUGCGCCUAAUGCCUGCCAGGUACACUGAUGGCGUUUAUCAGGCUUUGGAAGAGCCUGACGUCCCAAAUGCGCGCACCAUCAGUAAUAUAAUAGCCAACGGAACAUCGGGAUUGCAGUCUAUUAAAAAUAACACCGUGCUGAGCAUUUUCUUUGGAUAUCAUCUGAUGAGUGAGAUUUUGGAUACAAGGCACCCAGCGUGUCCCCCUGAAUUCCUUGAUGUCCUGGUCCCACCUGGCGAUUCCAUCUUCGACCCCAAUGGAACAGAGAGUGUGAGGUUACUCUUUCAGCGAAAGGAAUGGGACAAGAAUUCGGGGCACAGCCCCAACAAUCCGAGGAUACAGAUCAAUGAAGCGACUGCCUGGAUCGAUGGGAGCUCCAUCUAUGGAUCAUAUCACUCCUGGUGUGAUGAAUUACGGAGUUUCUCCGAUGGCUGGCUGGCUUCCGGUUCUGAUCCUCGGCUUCCCAAGCCAAGCACCGGAGACCUGCUGAUGUGGAAUCACCCUGAUCCCUCUAAUGGAGACACGGGGCUUCGAGGAUUUUAUGAUUCUGGAAAUCCAAGGGCCAAUGAAAGCCCAUUCAUCAUGGCCGAGCACAUGAUCUGGUUCUGGUACCACAAUCAUCUCGCCUCUCAGUUUAAAGCUGGGCAUCCCACAUGGUCAGAUGAAGACAUAUUCCAACACACCAGGAAGUGGGUUAUUGCUACAUUCCAGAACAUUGCACUGUAUGAGUGGUUACCUAAACACCUGGGACAGAGUUUACCUGCUUACACAGGUUACAAGACGUUUGUUGACCCUAGCAUCUCAUCUGAGUUUCAGGUGGCUGUAUUGAAAUCUCUUGUUACCAUGGUACCACCUGGAGUGUACAUGAGGAACAGGUCUUGUGCAUUCCGGGAUGUCUAUAACAUUUACAAUAACAUGUCUCCAGCUCUCCGUCUGUGCAACAACUUCUGGAAUAGACAGAGGCGGAAUCUACAAACUGCUGCUGAUUUUGAGGAACUGAUUUUUGGGAUGGCAUCUCAAAUUGCUGAAAGGGAGGAUAACAUUAUAGUGGAAGACCUGAGAGAUUACAUGUUUGGACCACUGAAGUUCUCUCGGUCUGACCUGGUGGCUCUCACUCUCCAACUUGGAAGGGAUAAUGGUCUUCCAACGUAUAACACAAUGAGACAAGUCUAUCAGCUCCCAACAAUUAGCAAAUGGAGUGAAAUUAAUUCCAACCUGUCAAAUGAGAAUGAGGAGAUCUUUACUAAACUGGCUGAAGAAUAUGGAAACGACAUAUCCAAGCUAGAGUUAUGGCCUGGAGGACUGUUGGAGAGGAGUGGGGAGAAUGAGCUCUUCUCUAAAAUAGUGAUUGAGCAGUUCCAGCGCAUACGGGAUGGAGACAGAUACUGGUUUGAGAAUCUUCAGAACGGAUUAUUCACAGUUGAAGAAGUCAAUAAAAUUCAGAAUACUACAUUUUUUGAUGUCCUGGUGAAUGCCUUAAACACUAAUGAAAAAGAAAUUCAGAAGGAUGUCUUUGUCUUCAAAGCUGGGGACCCAUGCCGACAGCCAAACCAGUUGACCGUUAAUGACCUGGAGCCUUGCACAGAUCCAAUUGCUUUAAACUAUUUCGAGGGAAGCGCAGCUCCGUUUGGGAUUAUUAUUGUGAUACUCUGCUGUUUACCAUUGGUGUGCUUGGUGCCUGCUUAUGCAGUGGCUUUUUACCGUAAAACACAGUUCAAGAAACUACAGAAGAAGAACAGGCAGGAAUCGGUAAGGAAGAAGACUGAACCUGCUGCAGGAUUCAGAGUCUCGGAAUGGCAGGGACCCAAAGAACCACUGCGACCGGUAGACCUUUGCUUCGAUUCCAAUUAUUGCAUCAGGGUCCUGGACAGCAAGCGCUCCCUGACCCGCAUCAUUAACCUCACCAAGGACAUGCACCUUAUCACAUCAAACAGUGAUCAGAGGGUUUUGCUGCUUAAAGUUCCCAAGGAGUACGACCUGGUGCUGUUGUUUGACACAGAGGAGGACCAUGACGAUUUCAUUGAGCAGCUCAGGGAGCAACUCGAGAAGAAUAGGGCCCAUCUACUCAUGAAUGAGACUAGCCAGAGAACGAUCUUCAAAGAAGCGGUCACUAAACAGCAGCGAAGCCAGAUUUUGGAUACAUUUUUCCGGAGGGUAUUUGCACAGGUUCUAGACAUUGACAGAUCAGAUGCUGGUGAUUUCAACACCGAGAUAUCAAGGAAGGCAAAGGAAUCACUGAAUUGUGAGCUAACACGGAUAGAGUUUGCUGAUGCCCUUGGACUGAAGGACGAUUCCAUGUUCGUUGAGCAGAUGUUCUCUUUAGCAGACAAAGAUGGAAAUGGCUAUUUAUCCUUCAGAGAGUUCUUUGAUAUCUUGAUCAUAUUCAUGAAAGGUUCUCCUGAAGAGAAGUCUAAGCUCAUGUUCCAGAUGUAUGAUGUUGACGGAAAUGGAUUCCUAUCAAAAGAGGAAUUUUCUGUAUUAUUGAGGUCCUUCAUUGAGAUCUCCCAUAACUGCUUAUCAAAAUUGCAGGAGGAUGAGAUCAUGAACUCGCUGUUCAAGGAAGCGGGAUUCCAGGACAAAGAUGAACUCACCUGGGAGGACUUCCAUUACCUGUUCCGAGACCACGCAGAUGAACUGCAGUUUGCUCAGCUCAACGUGAAAGGUUUGGACAUACGAGAUAAAGCCAACAAGUUCCAGCGAGUUUCCUUCCUCAAAAACCCAUACAAGAACAACCAGGAGACUCCAGUGGAACAGGUUGGACAGGAAUUCCGAAACAGAGACAAACAGAACAAAAGGUCGCCUUACCACCACCCUAAACCCUUCACAGAAGCAAAACGGGAGAGGUACAACCGCAGCAAGGUGCAGCAGAAAAUUCAGCACUUCAAGCGCUUCAUCGAGAACUAUCGGCGGCACAUCAUUUGCGUUCUCAUCUUUUACGGAAUCGCAGCCGGUGUUUUUGUGGAACGAGCCUACCACUAUGCCGUCGAGGCAGAGACAACAGGGAUUCCACAAACCACGUACGUUGGCAUCAUUGUGUCCCGUGGAUCUGCAGCCAGCGUCUCUUUCAUGUACGCAUACAUCCUCCUUACAAUGUGUCGCAACCUCAUCACUUUCCUGAGGGAAACUUUUCUCAACCGAUACAUCCCCUUCGAUGCAGCUGUGGAUUUUCAUCGCUGGAUCGCAAUGACAGCUGUUGUACUCUCCAUCUUUCACAGCGCUGGGCACGGUGUGAAUGUCUAUGCCUUCUGCAUCAGUCCUCUCAGUGGUCUUGCCUGCCUCUUUCCCAGCGUGUUUGUCGAUGAUGGAUCAGAGCUUCCUCAGAAAUAUUACUGGUGGUUCUUUGAAACCAUUCCAGGAAUGACUGGCGUUCUGCUCCUUGUUGUCCUGGCCAUUAUUUAUGUCUUUGCCUCACGCCAAUUUCGUCGUAUGAGCUUUCGGGCGUUCUGGGUGACUCAUCACCUCUACGUGAUCCUGUACAUUCUGAUUCUCAUCCACGGGAGUUCGAACCUGAUCCAGCAGCAGAGCUUCUAUCUGUACUUCAUCGCACCGGGUCUCAUCUACCUGGGAGACAAGCUCAUCAGCCUCAGCCGAAAGAAGAAGGAUGUGACGGUGGUGAAGGCUGAACUCCUGCCCUCAGGCGUGACUCAUCUCGAAUUCAAGCGCCCUCAGGACUUUGAUUACAAGUCCGGCCAAUGGGUACGCAUUGCAUGCCUGUCACUGGGGACAGAUGAGUACCACCCCUUCACCUUGACCUCUGCACCAAAUGAGGACACCCUCAGUCUCCACAUCAGGGCAGUGGGACCGUGGACGACAAAAUUACGAGAAACCUACUCGCCAGAGAAUGUGGAGAAGUUCGGCGGCAACCCAAAGAUUUAUCUGGAUGGGCCUUUUGGAGAAGGACACCAGGAGUGGAACCAAUAUGAGGUGUCAGUCCUGGUUGGAGGCGGUAUUGGUGUAACACCAUUUUCAUCAAUUCUCAAAGACCUCGUCUUCAAGUCAUCAAUCUUUAACAAGAUUGUCUGCAAGAAGGUGUACUUUAUCUGGGUGACACGGACUCAGCGGCAGUUUGAGUGGAUGGCAGACAUCAUUCACGAGGUGGAGGAGAAUGAUAAGAACGAUCUUGUGUCCGUCCAUAUCUACAUUACACAGCUGGCCGAAAAGUUUGACCUCAGGACCACCAUGCUGUACAUCUGUGAGCGUCACUUUCAGAAGGUGUCAAACCGAAGCCUCUUCACUGGGCUUCGCUCCAUUACACACUUCGGGCGGCCCCAGUUUGUCCCUUUCUUUAACUCACUGCAGGAGGUUCACCCAGAGGUGGGUAAAAUUGGAGUUUUCAGCUGUGGGCCACCCGGACUGACCAAAAAUGUGGAGAAAGCUUGCCAACAGAUCAACAAACGGGACCAGGCUCACUUUGUACAUCACUACGAGAACUUCUGAAUGAACUGCCCUCUGCCUAAGGACAAACAACAUGAAGGAAGACCACAGUAUACCUUGCAAAAAUUGUUAAUUGUAUAGUUAUUGGUAUUUUUGCAUCAUGUUUAAUUUCCACUCAACCUGUCUCUCAGUCAUGUGCUCCACAAAAGUACUGUUGUUGUAGGAAAUGACACGCUAACUGCACCGUCCUCAUUACAACUUUGCUACAAGAGCGAGCAGAAAAGUAAUCUUUAAUCUAGUCUAGAGCUAAUAACGGGAAUUCAUUGCUUGAAGUGAUCUUCAAGCAUCUACAUCGGCUUGAAGUAAGGCCCAUGUAGAUUUUACAGAGAAGAGUUAUGUUGGUUGGGUCAAGUCAAUAGUCAUGUAGGUGAUCCAUAAUCUGGUGAAGGAAUGAGUCAGGAGGAGUGAUGAGACAUGCUCCUUCCAAUGUUUCCAAGUAGAUGGGGUCUAAAGGUGGGAAUUGCAGGGAAAAUUCUGACAUUUGGCCCUUGUGAAAGAUGAGGUCUUCAAGCUCACAAAUAGGUAGGAAAUAGACAUUAAAGUGAAUUAAAGUGACUUUUUUUCUCCUCAAUUGCCUAUCACCUCCCUCUGGUGCCCUGCCUCCUUCUCUUUCUCUCAUGGUCCACUCUCCUCUCCUAUCCGAUUCCUUCUACAACCCUUUACCCCUUCCACCUAUCACCUCCCAGAUUCUCACUUCAUUCCCCCACCCCAACCCACCCACCUUCCCCCUAAACUGGUCUCAACUGCCAACUUGUACUUCUCCUCCUCCCCACACCUUCUUAUUUGGGCUUCUUUGCCCUUCCUUUCUGGUCCUGAUGAAGGUUCUCAGCCCACAGCAUUGAAUGUUUAUUCCACUCCAUACGUGCUGUCUGACCUGCAGAGUUCCUCCAAUAUUUUGUGUGUGUGACUUUGGAAUGGGUUUUCAUUACACACAAAAAGUGAGUUAAGCAGCACCUAUAGAGGGGAACAAACAGCUGAUGUCUUUGGCAGAGACCCUUCUUCAGGACUGGAAAGAAGAGGUCAGAAGCCAGGAUAAGUAGGUAAGAGAGGGGAAACUGGCAGGUGUUUUUGAGUUCUUGUACACACUGCUAGUUUCAAAGCUUUCUUUUAGCUGCUUCAUGCCCCCUUCUCAUUGACAGUAGAGUUGGCCCUCAGAAGGCCUGAGUGACAGGGAGAAGCUGGCCAGUCUAAUUUUCCUCAAGGUCGGGAGACCAAGGCUGGGGGGGAGGGGAUAGGUUUAGGGUGAAAGUGACCAGAGUGGCAACUUUAUCACACAGUGAACAGAUUGAGUGAAAUGCCAGAGGGUAAGGCAGAAGCAUUAGAGUCUUUUAAGAACUUAGAGAGGUACUUGUAGAGGAGGGAGUUAGAGCAACAUAGGCCAAACACAGGAAAUUAGAAUACAGAACACAAAACAAUAUAGCACAGGAACAGGCCCUGGACAUUUGAUUACUUACUUAAUUAGUUCACUGCACUAUGUUUUACCAAACUAAUUAUCUAGUAAUCAUAUUGCCAACUAAACUAUUCCCUCUGCCUACACAAAGUCCUAUCCCUGCACGUUCAUGUGUCUACCUAAGAACACCUGUCAUCAUUGCUCCAGGCAGUGACCACUCUGUGUGAAAAAAAAUACACUUGGCCCACACCUCCCCUUUGAACUUACCCCCUCAUUUUAAAUGCAUACCCUCUGCUGUCAGGCAUGUCAACCCUAGAAAAAUGAUAGCGCCAGUCUCUCAUAAUCUUACGAACAUCUAUCAGGUCUUCCAGCAGUCUCUGCCCCUCCAGAGAAAAACAACCCAUGUCUGUCCAGACUCUCUGUCUUGCACAUGCCUUCUAAUCCCGGCGGCAUCCUGGAAAGGCUGUUUAUUGAUUGAUUGAUUUAUUUAUUGGGGUACAGCGCAGAGUGGGCCAUCCCAGCCCUUCGAGUCGCUCCGCAAAGCAACACCCAAUUUAACCCUUGCCUAAUCACGGACAAUUUACAAUGACCAAUUAACCUACCAACCAGUACGGCUUUGGGAUGUGGGAGAAGGCAGCAGCAACUGGAGGAAACCCACGCAGUCGCAGGGAGAACAUACAGGCGGCAGCAGUAAUCGAACCCAGGUCGCUGCUACUAUAAAGCAGUGGACCCCAACCACCAGUUUGCAGCCCGGCAGAGUUGGGGACCACUGCUAUAAAGUGCUGUGCUGACAAUGCAUUGCACUACCUCUUCAAAGAUUCCACAUCCUUCCUUAUAUGGGGUGAUCAGAAAUGAAUGUAAUACUCUUGGUGAGACCAAACUAGAGUUUUAUAAAGCUGUAACAUAAUGUCCAGACUCUUGAACUCAAUUGCUCGAUUAAUAGAGGAAAGCAUGCAAAUUGGCUUCUUCACAACUUCAUAUUUGGCUGGGUUAAACUUAAUCUGCCUUUGCUCUGCUUCUAUCUGUAACUGAUCUAUAUCCUGCUGAAUCAUUCGUCAGUCUUCUAUGCUAUCCACAACACUACUCUUCAUAUCAUCACAGCUCUUCACAACUCUUCAUACCCUCUGUGAAUUCGGUAACCUACCUAUUCACGUUUUUACACAGAUACAGGUCAAUUAUAUAUACAAACAGCAGUGCUCCCAGUAUGAAUCCCUGCAGAAUACCACUGGUCAUGGACCUCCAUCCAGAAUAAAUCUGUCACAACCUCAGGGCAAUAGUCGUAGUUUCUAUGGGUUAUUUUCUUUACAGUUUCUUUGUUUUUAUUUCUUGAUUAGAUAUUUAAUGAUUGUUUUGCUUUGGGCCAUUGUUGUUUUUGUUUUCCAUAUACGCUCACCAUGAUCUUAUAGAUGUUAAAUUUACAGCUUUGGGUUUGUUUUUCAGAUGUUCUUCUAAUGUCUUUGUAUAAUUUACAUUUAGUUGGGGCCUUGUUCACCUGUCAAUGGGCCCUCAUUAACUUCUCUUGUUUGACUUUUUGGCUUUAUUGUUCUGUCUGAUUGUUAGGGGUAAGUUAACAGGACAUGAACUGUUUCAUGCCCUGAGAUAUAUUUAAAGGAGCAAUGUUAUCCCCUCAGUUCUCAGUCAAUGAUGAUCCUUGCUGGCAGUUUUCUGUUCUCUGUGUCCUUGUAUUAUUCAUGGUUUGAUUAAGUUUAUUUGUUUAUUUGUCUUUCCGAGUCUCCGGGUGAUUUCCUGCGCCUGGAUCUGAACAUGAAACCUGACAAAAUCCCAUUGAUGUCCAGCCCCUGUCUUCUAAGAGCAAGACAACUGAGAGUCCAAACAGCCAAUUCACCAUGGAUCCCAUGCUUCUCAAUCUUCUGAGAGAGCUUCCUCUGAGGGACUUGGUCUCACACCUUACUAAAGUCUGUGAGACAACAACCAAUGCUCUACCUUCAUUACCUCCUUGAGAAACUCAAUUGUUAAUAAGAUAAUGCCUGUCCUGCACAGAGCCAUGCUGACUGUCCUGUAAUUAGCACUAGCUUUCCAAAUACUCAUCCCUAAGAACCUUUCUAGUCACUUCCCUACCACUGAUGUGAGACUCUCCAGACUAAAGUUUCCAGGAUUAUCCCUUCUUGAAUAAUGGAACAAGAUUAGCUGUUCACCAGUCGUCUGGGAGCUCACCUGGGUUGGCACCAUGUUCCGCAGGGAACGGUUGCGCCAGACAGCGUGUAUCUGUGCCGCAUUGAUCUUUGACUCUAUGUUGAUUGAAGAGCUUUCUCUAACUGUUGAGAGGACAUCCCACUAUCACUCAAACCCCACUGCAGCAAGGUCUCUCGGAUCGCAGUCAAAAGGAUCUUGGUACCACUGACCAAUGCUUGUUUGAGAUACCUCUCUCCAUUCAAAUAUCCCCUGCUUGUUUGCAGCCAACCCAAAUUCUAACCCAAAGCAUUAGAGAGGCACCAUCAACACAAUCCCAGCAAAUCCCUUCAGCAAGAGCGAAACAAUGUCAGUGUUCUGUCCCAGGACAAUCCCCCCCUGCACUGAGCCACAUUGCUGGCAAGAGGCUACAAGGUACAAAGAAAAUUCAAGGAUGUUCUUGGGAGCCUUCUUGAAAAAAUGUGUAACAUCCUUAUGGAUGUCCUUGGGAAUUAUUGAAAAUAAAGAGAUGGUCAGCACAGAUCCUGUGGGCCAAAGGGUCUGCUGAUGAGUGGUACUGUUCCAUAAUCACUCUGAACCUUGAAUUCAUGAGUCUGGUCCUCACAGAGGCAUGGUAUACACAGUGGAAGGGGUCACAAAUUGCCUACUCACCCAGCCAGUCAAGCACCCACAGUACGUGAUGUGUGGUAAAGCCUAUGAUCACCUUAACAGCAAAACCCGAGAUAGUGUAUAGUGUAGUUCAAUGAUAGUGUUAGUAGAUGUCUCUGAUUGUGAAAAUGUGAAAGAAAUAAAAUAGUGUG